Malus domestica (apple) is the source of this 1436-nucleotide messenger RNA. NCBI's taxonomy places the organism in Eukaryota, Viridiplantae, Streptophyta, Magnoliopsida, Rosales, Rosaceae. The record is from RefSeq and is a predicted model, not a curated record.
ACUUGAGUCAAUGAACACUGUGAACGGUAUCCUUAAAAUGUGUCCAGUAUUACUAUGACAGCAGAACGAGAGUGGUGAUACUGCCCUACACAUUGCGGCAAGAUAUGGGCGUGCUGGUAUAGUUAUAGCUCUCAUCCAAGCUGCAAAAACUUAUUAUCCAGGCAACCUCGAGCAAGGCUGUGCGAUUGCAUCAGAAGAUGCCCUCUCGUAGGAGCAAAAGCUCAUCAGGAAAACCAACAAGAAGAAUGACACAGCACUACACAAAGUUGUUCGCGCUUCACCACACCAAAGUAAUUAAAGCGGACAACUUCGUGCAGUGUUGUGUCCUUCUUGUUGUUGGUUUUCCUGAUGAGCUUUUGCUCCUGCGAAGGGGCAUCUUCUGAUGUGAUCGCACAGCCUUGAUCAAGGUUGCCUGGAUAAUAAGUUUUUGUAGCUUGGAUGAGAGCUAUAACUAUACCAGCACGCCCAUAUCUUGCCGCGAUGUGUAGAGCAGUAUCACCACUCUCGUUCUGCUGCCAUAGUAAUGCUGGACACAUUUUAAGGAUACCCUUUCACAGUGUUCACUUAGAAAACCCUGAGUUUUCCUACUCUGCUGAUGAUGCCGGCGAGACUCCUCUCUACCUAGCUGUCGAGAGGGGAUACGAUCAUUAUUGUCUUCAAAUACUUGAAGGUUGCAAAAAUCCAACAUAUGAAGGCCCAAAUGGUAGGAUGGCUUUGCACGCUGCAGUUAUCCGCAAUGAUGAAGCUGUUGCCGGCGUGCAUUUGUCACACAAAACUGCCGGGAACCUUUCAGCCAUAUUCGAUGUUGGAGGAGUCUUUGGUGGAAUUUUAGCAGGAUUGAUAUCUGAUAUGCUCGAAGCUAGAGCUGUAACCUCAAUCGCGUUUUUGUUACUUUCGGUUCCAGCCCUUGUUCUCUACCGGUUUUAUGGAAGCCUAUCGAUGGUCGCCAACAUUGUUUUGAUGUUUCUUUCGGGAUUGCUGGUGAAUGGGCCGUACUCACUCAUCACAACAGCCGCUGCUGCUGAUCUUGGUACGCAGACCACGAUCAAAGGAAAUUCCCAAGCAUUAGCCACUGUAACUGCAAUCAUAGACGGAAUAGGUUCUGUUGCAGCUCUUGGCCCGCUUUUGGCCGGGUAUAUCUCCACGACGGGGUGGAACAACGUGUUUGUUAUACUGAUUCUUGCUAUUUUCUGUGCAAUUUGUUUUUGAUUCGGAUUGCGAGAACCGAGAUUAAAGGGAAAUUGAAUGAGGGAAAAUGGUCUUUAUAUAGCCGCAUAGGAGGCACACAGUGAUUGAGAUUUUCUAAUUUCUUGUCAUACCACAAAAGCAAGUAGAAUUUAGGCAGAUCCAUUUCUCUGUACGGUUUUUUAUCUCAUUGUUUUGUUCAACAUUCAUUAUUCAAAAUUCAACUUAUUUUUAAAAUAGAAAUUUGGUUA